Varanus komodoensis (Komodo dragon) is the source of this 1138-nucleotide messenger RNA. It is a transcript of the gene ESD, whose product is annotated as esterase D. The transcript has 9 exons. Gene Ontology annotation, molecular function: S-formylglutathione hydrolase activity. The coding region runs from base 155 to 1003 and encodes 282 amino acids. Gene Ontology annotation, cellular component: cytosol. NCBI's taxonomy places the organism in Eukaryota, Metazoa, Chordata, Lepidosauria, Squamata, Varanidae. Gene Ontology annotation, biological process: formaldehyde catabolic process. The record is from RefSeq and is a predicted model, not a curated record.
UGACGCCUCUAUCGGAAGGUAAGAGAAAGCCUUUGAGCAGGGCCCUGCGACUUUGGCAACUUCUGAGGUCUGCUUACUCCUGUCUUGGGCCCAGCGGAGACAAAGGAAGGAUUAGAAGCGAAGUGGGAAGUGAUCCUCUUUAUCAGGCAAGAUCAUGGCUCUGAAGGAAGUUUCUAGCAAUAAAUGCUUUGAUGGGUUUCAAAAGGUGUUUGAGCAUGACAGUGUUGAGCUGAAGUGCAAAAUGAAGUUUGGAAUUUACUUGCCACCAAAGGUAGAAACUGAGAAAUGCCCUGUAUUGUACUGGCUCUCAGGAUUAACAUGCACUGAACAGAACUUUAUAACCAAAGCAGGCUUCCAUCAAGCUGCAGCCGAACAUGGCCUUGUUGUCGUUGCUCCAGAUACCAGUCCACGUGGGUGCAAUAUUAAAGGAGAAGAUGACAGCUGGGAUUUUGGCACUGGGGCUGGCUUUUAUGUAGAUGCUACUGAGGAGCCAUGGAAAAUGAACUAUCGCAUGUAUUCCUACAUCAAGGAUGAGUUGCCCAAUUUGAUAAAUGCCAAUUUUCCAGUCGACCCUGAAAGGAUGUCUAUUUCAGGCCAUUCAAUGGGGGGACAUGGUGCUCUGAUACUUGCUCUGAAGAAUCCUGGAAAAUACAAAUCUGUUUCAGCAUUUGCUCCAAUCUGCAACCCAAUUCAGUGCCCAUGGGGGAAAAAGGCAUUUAGUGGAUACCUAGGACCUAAUGUAUCUGACUGGGAGGCGUAUGAUGCCACGCACAUUGCAAAGUCCUACCAAGGUUCCGCACUGGAUAUUCUGAUUGAUCAAGGCAAAGAUGACCAGUUUCUUUCAGUAGGCCAGUUGCUUCCUGAUAAUUUCAUUGCUGCCUGCACAAAGCGUAAAAUCCCAGUGGUCUUCAGACUGCAGCAGGGCUAUGAUCACAGUUACUACUUCAUAGCGACAUUCAUUAAUGACCAUAUCAGGCACCAUGCAAAAUACCUCAAUGCUUGACAAGAGUACUUGCCAUGGGCAUCCUCUGACCAUACAGAACAAUUGAAGAUAUAAGAGGAAAUAAGGAAUACAUUGUAUGCAGUAAAUGCCUAUUGCAGUCCUGAUUUUGCUUUUCUGAAUAAAUGUUUGAAUAUG